Perkinsus marinus ATCC 50983 is the source of this 729-nucleotide messenger RNA. Its product is annotated as coiled-coil domain-containing protein, putative. Lineage: Eukaryota; Perkinsozoa; Perkinsida; Perkinsidae. The record is from RefSeq and is a predicted model, not a curated record. Bases 1 to 729 code for a protein of 242 amino acids. The transcript has 7 exons. Gene Ontology annotation, molecular function: protein binding.
AUGACAACUACAGUCGAGGAAGAGCGCUCCAGACAAGAUUUGAUAGCGCAUUACCUCCUACGGGAAAAACAGGCAAUUGAACGCAAGGCGAAGUUGGAGAAUCAACUCAGCCAAGUGAGAUAUGAAAGGGAGAAGGCGCAUGCGGCUCGCACGGAACUAGUGACCAAAUUGCGAGCCGAUCUACUGGACGUCAGGGAUUCUACUCAGCUGAAGUUGAGGCAACUUGGUGAGAAAUAUGGUGGACAAAUGCAAACGAUGGUGGAUGAGUGGGAGGCUCAGGAGGCUAGUCUCAAGAAGGAGCUGGACUCGACCAACAAAUCAUAUACGGCUCUGAGGAGUUCCAAUAGGGACCGAGAAGAAGCUCUGCGAAAGCAAAAGCAUCGACGAGAAACUGACCUCAAUAAGACGGCCAAGAACUACGAUUCUCGGAUGGAGGAGUUGGAUAAAGAACGUAGGAAGCUUAACGACGAGAUUUCUAAGGAGAAGGAGAAACUCCGCCAAUUGACGGACCACUUCCACUUCGUGAACGCUGAGAAUAGGCGUAUAGAGGAGGAGAAUCUCGUCGACGAGGCCAGAAGGAGUCGCCUUCGUGCUGAGGCUAAUCGACGAGACGAUGCAGCUUCAACGCUGCAGUCUUAUUGGCAAGGAGUAUUACAACGAGAAGAUUAUCAGAAAAUACGUAAGGCGAUGAGGAAGAAGAGCAAGAAAGGUGGCAAGAAGAAGAAAUAG